Tricharina praecox is the source of this 745-nucleotide messenger RNA. RefSeq lists its product as uncharacterized. The record is from RefSeq and is a predicted model, not a curated record. NCBI's taxonomy places the organism in Eukaryota, Fungi, Ascomycota, Pezizomycetes, Pezizales, Pyronemataceae. The coding region runs from base 89 to 568 and encodes 159 amino acids. The transcript is spliced from 2 exons.
AUAGGCCAACGGUGGACUGGAGGUUUAUUGCUGCGGGUAUGCACUGUUCGAAUAAUGCAGCGUGAGUUUCCCUGUGAAGAUGAGGUAGAUGGGGAUGCUAAUAGCGAAUGUGAAUAGGUGUAAGAGAUUGAAAAGGAUGUUGGAUAGAGGAGCGCUGUUAGUGAAGGAGGAGGGUAAAAAGGGAAAGAAGGGAGCGGCCAAGCUCGACACGCUGUCAUCGAAGAAGAAGGAGAAGGUGACGAAGGUGAAGGGGCCGGGUCCAAAGAGUAAGAAGAGGAAGAUUCAGUCUCUGGAGAGCUCGGACUCGGACUCGGACAGUGAGAAAGAGGGAGAGAAGGCUGUGAGAUGGAUUAAGAAGAAGGGUAGAACUGCGGUUGAGGAAGAGGAAGAGGAAGAGGAGAUGAGUAUAAGGAGAAGGAUGGUGAGGAGAAGGAUAUCUUCGACGAUUAGGUCCGGUCCUUGGGAUGCUUUCCGAGGCGUGAGAUUGGUUGGCUCCUCGAUAUUCUGGACUUCAUCGGGGUUGGUUAGUUAUUGCCUGUACGUUACAGUUAAUUACUUACUUACUUAAAUAUCCUUAUUGUUAAACACAUGGUUAUCUUCAUGGGCCAUAUCUCUUCGGGAAUCGUGACGAAAGUUGAAGUUGAGGUUGAAUCGAGCUUCGCAUGUAACUUACGUACCUAGCAUGCCCGUCCAGCCGUGCACUGCACCCACUCCCAUCCACGCAGUGUAAUCUACCUACUUAGCU